UGAAAGUGUAAGAGUGAGAGAUCACUGAAGCUGGUGCUUUCGUUCAAGGCGCGGAGAAAGCUUGCUUUGGAAAGGAAGGCCCAAGUCUGGUUAGCUUUUGUUUGAUUUAAUUUGUUGCUAUAACAAUUUCAGAGGAAAUGGACACUUUUGUCUCUGUUGUAACUGAUAUUUUGAGAAAGCUAGUGGAUGCCACGAUACAUGAAGCUUCUUAUUCUUUAUGCUUCACCAAGUAUAUCAAAGAGCUUGAAACAGAACAGCAUAAUUUGGAAUCCAAAAUCGGAGGUGUUCUUGAUUGAGCUAAAGAGGCAAAGAUAAAAACUGAGACGGUUGUUAGGGAAGUUCAAACAUGGUUGGAUGAAGCAGACGCUUUAAUAGGAAAGUGGUGGUGUUGCAAGAAAAAACAAUGGACAAAAAUAAGACAUCUUGUUUUAAGUACCGCCUUGGCUUGAUUAGGCAUUAUAGUUUGGCAAAGUAGCUUGAAGAAAAGACCAAUGAAAUUAAACGACACAUUAAUCAAAGUAAUUUCUCACAUUUUUCUCGACUUGCUACAUUGGUAGGCAUGGACUACUUUCCUUCUGAAGGUUUUGUGUGCUUUGAGAGUAGGCAAGUGGCAUAUGAUAGACUUAUAGAGGCAAUAAAAGAUGAACAAGUUCACAUGGUUGGAUUGUAUGGCAUGGGGGGAUGUGGCAAAAAAGUGGGUAAAGAAGCUGUGCAAUUUUUUGAUAAAGUCAUCUUUGUUGUUGUGUCCAACACUAUUGACGUUAGAAAAAUUCAAAGUGAAAUAGCAAGCCAGCUUGAUAAUAUGAAAUUGGAAGAGGAGGGGGGAUUGGGAAGAGCUAGACGCUUGUCAAUGAGGUUGACUGGUGGAGUAAAGUUUCUAAUUAUUUUGGAUGAUGUAUGGAGGACGCUUGAGUUUGAGAGGAUAGGGAUUCUUGUUGUUGAAGAUGGAAAGAGUUGCACUGUUCUUAUAUCAACGAGAAACGUUGAUGUAUGUAGACGAAUGAAUUGCAAAAGAAUGAUUCCCUUGUAGGGAUUAAAAGAGGAUGAAGCGUGAGGCCUCUUUCAAAAACAUGCAGGGGCAUUUGAUGAUAACUCAAUUUCCAUCAAAGGUUUGGCACAAGAAAUUACAAAAGAAUGUGGUGGUUUACCUAUUGCAAUUGCUGUUGUGGGUAGCAUGUUGAAAGGAAAACCUGAAUUUGAGUGGGAAGAAGCACUAAAAAACUUCAGAGAUUCAAGUCUAGUUGAUUUUGAAGAAGAUUCAAGAAACCCCUAUACUUGUCUUCAAUUAAGCUAUGAUAAGCUAGAAAAUGAAGUAGCCAAGUCACUUCUCUUGUUGUGUUCUGUAUUUCCUGAAGAUUAUGAAAUUCCAAUUGAUGAAUUAACGAUGAUUGGAGUAGGGCUAGGUUUUGUUGAAGUUCACUCAUACCAAAGGGCAAGGAACCAAGUACUUAUUAAAGGAAAAAAUAAGCUUAUGGAUUCUUGUUUGCUAAUAGAUGGAACUAGUGGUUGUGUCAAAUGGCAUGAUUUGGUUCGUGAUGUAGGCCUAUGGAUAGCAAAAGAAACAGAAUAAGUUUGUUAAGGGACAACUAAAAGAGGAUGUGAUAAUAAAGGAUGUCAAAUUGAGAUAUUUAUGGUUUGAUGAAGUUGACGAAUUUCCACAUAAGUUGGAUUGCCCUAAACUUGAGUUUCUUUUUGUAUCUACAAAGUCCAAGCAUGGUGUGGAUGUACCAAAUGAUAUUUUUAAUGGUAUGGGGAUGCUUAGAGUUUUGAUGUUGAGAAAUCUUUCUUGAGAAGGUUAAGUUUUGCAAUUGCCUAUUUCACUCAAUCAUGUCAAUAAUCUCCAUUAUCUAUACCUGCGAUGAUGGAUAUUAGGUGAUAUCUCUUUUAUAGGAAGCCUAAAGAGACUUGAGUCUCUUAAAUUAUGGGGAUGUUCCUUCGAUGAAUUGCCAAAACUCAUUGCACAACAGAAAAAUUUAAGAUUAUUAGAUAUAUGGCAUUGCAAAAUCCAAAGAAAUCCUUAUGAAGUAAUGGGAAGAUGUUCCAACUUAGAAGUUCUAUAUUUUUGUCAAAAUAAUGUUGGAGAAUGGGAGGACCAAGGUAAAGAUGGUGCUGAGUUCUUUGAUAAAAUAAGAGCUACGCCAACAUUGUAGAGCUAUUGUAUAGAUUUAGGGGAUGAUAAGAAUGACUUCUACCGGUUAAUGUUUCCUAUUUCAAAAAGUUUAUAUGUGAAAGAUGUUGAGAAAUGCAUGUCAAAUGCAACAAUUAAGGAUUUGAUGCAAAGAGCAGAGGUCCUUUAUUUGGGGGGAAUUCACAAAAGUUGUAAAAAUAUAAUACCUCACACGCUUCAAACAAUAGGAGGGAAUUUUGAUGCUUUGACACACCUUGCAAUGUUUCAUUCAGACACUAGAAUGCGUGAUUGACACAACACAUCAUUGGGGUCCAAUGGGAGUCAUCUCCAAUUUGACUGAACUAACCAUUAAAGGGUUGAAGAAUUUGAGAACUUUGUGUCGUGGCCAGGUUCCUUCAGGCCUUUUUGCGAAGUUAGAGUUCUUAGAGAUAUAUAAUUGUGAUUCACUUGAGCAUAUAAUAGCAGAUGAAGUGAAAGAGAUAGUUGCUGAUGGUAGUAAAUAUCAAAGGAGCAUCAGAUUUGCAUUUCCCAAAUUAAAAAGACUCAUAAUCACUGGGUGUGGUCAACUAGAAUACUUAAUGCCGGUCUCUUUAGCUCAUAGUCUUGCACAAUUGGAAUGUUUAUCCAUCGCAGAAGCUAAUAAAUUGAAGAGCUUGUUCAGCCCAUGCAUUUAUGAAGAUCCAAAUCUAGAUGAGUUUGAUAACGUUCAGUUUUUGGCUUUAAAUACUCUCUAUCUCUUUGACGUGCCAAACAUGGUAAGCAUUUGUCCGGAAAAUUAUCAUUUACAAUGGCCAUCUUUGAAAGAAUUGAGGGUGCAAAAUGUUCCACAAUUAAAGAUCAAGUCCAUCAAUUAGUGGAUUGGCAUAUGUGGAUUGAGAAAAGAGGAUAAUCACGCAACUUUAGAGGACCUGUUGACCCCACUCGUAACUUUAAAUAAAGUUUAUGUGGGAAGUAACAAUGAAAUGGAAAUUCUUUUUGAUGGGGAAAGGAUUCCAAACGAUGGACAACUAGUGAACUCAAGCUUACAAAUGAUAGAAUUAGUUGAUCUACCAGAGUUAAGCGACAUAUGGAGGGGUCCCAAAAAUAGUUUACUCCUUCAAAGUCUUGUCAGCUUAUACAUAAAAGGAUGUGAAAAUUUCAGUGUUAUCUUCCCUGCAUCUAUCUUGACAAGCCUGCCAAAGUUGAAGAAAUUGAGCAUCCAGAAGUGUAAUGAACUAGAAGGAAUCAUGGAAGAAAAUGAAAAUGUGUCAAAUCCUUGUCAACUUGUCUUCCCAAAUCUGACCAUUAUCAUCAUUAGACAAUGCCGUAAGUUGAUGAGUUUAUUCCCCAUCUCCAUUUGUCAAGUGCUUCCCAAACUAAGGGCUUUAUUGAUAGAAGAAGCAUCCCAACUAGAGCAAGUGCAUUGGAAUUUGAUUCCAAAUGUGGAAUAUGUAAUGCUUUUGAAACUUCCUACACUCUCUCCCUAUCAAGGCCAACAUUUUGAUUUGCAGAGUGUGAUAUACCUUGUUCAACAAUGCCCAAGACUGCCUCUCACUUCCACUGUUAAUCCUCAGCAGUUGCUACAGAUAUUAGACAAUGAAAAAGAUGAUUGUGAUCUCAGUUGGAUGCUGAACCAUCCUUUACGAGAAAUUAUUGAAUCCAAUGAAGAUUGUGGAGGAGAAACCACCGAACAAAUUGAUGGCAAAAAAACUGAAGUUGAAUCAGCAUCAAGGAGUGAACAUGAUAUUUUAGGAGCUCAGAAUAAUGAAAAGAAAUCAGCGGAGAAUGAUGAAGAGUCAAAAGGUCGAAGUGCCCAAGAUACAAAGUUAACAAAGAGAAAGAGAGUUGAAGGUAGCUUUGAUGAAAGUUCUGAGUCAAAAAAUGUGACAAUAAUUGCAUCGUCAACUCAUUCUGACCCGACAAGCUCACUCCAAAGUUCAUCAGCUGCUUCUAUUCCUAUAGAAUUUUCACCUCACUUGAAGAUCAAUAAAACUGAGAUAGAUAUUGAAGAUGGUGGUGGUGAACCUCCAGCACAAUGUGCUUUUGCUGCUGAUACUGAAAGAGAUGAACAGAUAAAGGUAGAUAUUUUGCUGUUCUGUAUAAUUAAAGGAGAUAUAUAUGUUCUUUUAUUAAUGCCAAUAGUCCUUUUAGCUUAUGAAUUGUUUUAGUGAUGUAAUAAUGUAUACCUUAAGGCCGUUCUUUCUUUUCCUAUUUAUUUUGUUUACUUCGUUCUGGGAAAAACUAAGGUCAACUAACCAAGUACGGAACAAGGCACUAAGACCAAUCCUAUUGUUGAUACCACAGGGGAUGAACUGACAAAGUUAUAUGCAAUCUCAUUACCCCAUGUUUUGGACUUAUUUCUUUUCAUACUUGUGAUAUCAUUUAAUCACUUCUUUUAAUAUUUGACGCUUCACAUAAGAGUCUCAAUGAAGCAACACAUGGUUUAGAGAUGUCUAGAAUGAUGCCAACAUCACCAAUCAAUCCUUUGGAUAUUUCUCCACCUAAAGCACUUUCUUGAGGUUGGAAAAGGAGAGAAGAGAAUGUGAGGCAGAGCUAUGGUCUCUUGAAGAGCAAAAGAGGAAAUGUGUUGCAGAAACAGUAGAGUUCAAGAAGGAAUUUGAGACUGUGAGGAAAGCAAAGUUGGAGAUGGAGGAAGAUCAAAGAAAUGCUCGACACCAACUGUUUCAGGUUGUUCAUGAAUGGUCUGCCUUGUGCAGCCAGUUUGAGCAGAACAGUGCUGACAAAAAUCUGUCUUGAUGCUUUUGAUUGUUUGCUUUGAACAUAACCUGAAUUUUGGGUGUAACAACUUGUGAAACAUAUGUGGCAAGACUAAGAGUGUUUGUUUUCUUUCAGAACUUGUCGAUUGUGAUUCCUGCAUUCUAUACUUCUUGUGACGUUAUUUUUCCAUUCUAUUUCCCACCAGAUUCAGUAGCUGAAUGACUUUUUGUUGUUGUUUUCA
Messenger RNA from Prosopis cineraria, 5066 nucleotides. RefSeq lists its product as uncharacterized. NCBI's taxonomy places the organism in Eukaryota, Viridiplantae, Streptophyta, Magnoliopsida, Fabales, Fabaceae. The transcript has 7 exons. The coding region runs from base 3091 to 4275 and encodes 394 amino acids. The record is from RefSeq and is a predicted model, not a curated record.